AUGUCGUCUCCGACUGCUGAAAAUAUUCAUGAACCAUUCAUUCGAAAAGCUAUUGAACUUUCAUUGUCUGCAUUCGAACAUGGAAAUUAUCCAUUUGGUGCUUGUCUUGUAUCAAAAGAUGGACAAGUAUUAUUGACGGCUGAAAAUACAAUGCGCACACCUUACAAUGAUGUCACUCGUCAUGCUGAAUUGAAUCUAAUUAGUAUGGCUUCACAAAAAUUUAGUCGAGACACUCUUGAACAAUGUACAUUAUAUAGUAGUUGUGAACCGUGUUUAAUGUGUACAGGUGCUAUAUUUUGGAGUGGCAUCCGACACAUAGUCUUUGGUCUUUCAAAUGAAACGUUAGGCAAAUACUCAGGUGAUGAUGGCCGUUUAUCUUGUCGAGAAUUUUUACCAGCACCAAAAUUCAUUGUUAUCGGUCCUAUACUUGAAGACGAAGCUGUCAAAAUUCAUCAAACCUUUUGGUGUCAAUUACAUUAA
Rotaria sordida is the source of this 480-nucleotide messenger RNA. Lineage: Eukaryota; Metazoa; Rotifera; Eurotatoria; Philodinida; Philodinidae. The record is from the annotation of a GenBank genome assembly.